Phytophthora sojae is the source of this 1797-nucleotide messenger RNA. RefSeq lists its product as hypothetical. The record is from RefSeq and is a predicted model, not a curated record. NCBI's taxonomy places the organism in Eukaryota, Oomycota, Peronosporomycetes, Peronosporales, Peronosporaceae. The transcript has a single exon. The coding region runs from base 1 to 1797 and encodes 598 amino acids.
AUGGUGCGCGUGCCCGGAUCUCUUGGGGACUCCGGAUUGCACCGUGAGCCCGUAGAAGAUGCGCAAGUGAAGAAAGAACCAGGGGAAGAGGCGUCGUCGGAUAUCGGAUCGACGAAGACGCUGCUGAACAAAGCGAGAUCCGCGGAUCGACAGAGUGCUCGGAGGACUUCUGUCGACGGAAUCGAGGGCGAUCUGGAGACAGAUCUAGAAGACAAACCUCAACAUCCACCCCAGGUCCCUUCGGGGACCCCGGUGGAUCUUGGUGCGAACCGAGAUUCACUAACAAAACAAACUAAGGCGGGAUCGGACCGAUACGCGUUCGCUGACUCGCCGAUCAGGCUCGAUCCGAGCUACCUGGACGCGAUCGCGGACAAGGACCAGAUCGUGAGGAAGAAGCUGAGAGCGCCAGGCUUGGACGACGAAGAUCCCAGACCGUCGGCGCUCGACUGGUCUGAGGCUGACCUGGAUCGUCAGUAUCACUUGAAGGAACUGCGAGACUUCUUGCGUCAAGAUCCUGUCAUGGUGAUCGUGCGGCCAGAGCAGAUCGACGACCCGAAGGGCCCGAUUUCGCCCCCCCGAGUGACGGAUAACAAGCUGAUGGCGGUGAAGAACCUGCUCGGGCUGUUGAAGGAAGCCGGCUUCGUGGCUGGCACCUUUGAUGCGAACGAUCUUUUCGAUCAAGAUCUCGAUGUGACACGGAGCCAGCGUCAGGAACGUAUGCGAUCAGGACCUCGGAAGCAGAAACCCAAAUCGACCGAUCGGACCACCAGUGCAACCGGAUCAGAUGAGUCGAAUGGCAGACUGGAGUCUUACUUUCAGGCUGCGAUGGCCCGAUUUCUGAAGGAACAACAGGCCACGGUGGUAACACCUACUCCAGCGGUCGACGACGACGUUGGAUCGCGGGACGUCGAGAUGGAGUCAGCCGGAUCACCGGAUCAUGAUCUCUCUCAGUGGGAAUACGAUCCGGACGACAUCGAUCUACCGAGUUCAGCCCCUGCUGCGGUGGCCACCGCUGCCUCGGGACUCACUGGGUCCUCAUUGAUCCAGCGUGUGCGAAUUUCGGCGAUGUCCGAUCUUAAGGAGUUCAGUGGCAAGGAUCAGGACGAAGACCGCGCCCGAUCGUGGAUCAGCAAGGUGAAGUCGGCGUUCCUGCGAGAUCAGGCUACGGAAGAAGAGAAGUGCCUGACCUUCGCUGAUCUACUGGCGGGCCCGGCGAAGAACUGGUACCGCCAGCUGGGCCGAUCGACGCGGAACAAGUGGAGCGAUCUACUCCGGAAUUUCCAGAUCCAGUAUUGUGGCCUGGGAGUAUCAGUCGCCUGGCAGUAUUACCAUUCUCGCAAGAGAUAUGAUGAAUCGCCGUUGGAGUACCUCAAUCGACUGAAUGUGGCGGCUCUGCGUGCGAGAUUGAAGAUCAAGGACGGAGAUUCCAAGGCCCGCCGAGAACAUGCCGAACACUUUAUCGAGACGCUGGGCGAUCCGGAACUGGCCGAUCGGCUCACCUUACUCCGGCUUGCGGACGCAGAAGAUCUGGAGGAAGUCCUGCGCGCUCGAGAGCGCGCGAAGAGCAGACAGAAGCGAUCUGCCUUUGGAUCGAAGUAUCGUCAGAAGGUUCCGACGUCAGCACCAGCUGCUGCAACCAAACGGGCAGUGCGUGCAGUUCAGAUCGCGAGCCAGGAGUCUGGAUCGGACACGGGAUCAGACGGGUCGGACUCGGAGGGUGAUCUACGUCGCGUUUACCUAGCGUCGGCCGAGGACAAGUCUCGCAACGCUGGGGGUGACGCGACGAAGCCAGAUUGA